Molecule: messenger RNA, 1302 nt
Organism: Drosophila takahashii
Lineage: Eukaryota; Metazoa; Arthropoda; Insecta; Diptera; Drosophilidae
Product: mediator of RNA polymerase II transcription subunit 15
Source: RefSeq, a predicted model, not a curated record
UUCUAUUGACAAAAAUGAAAACCCAGUAACUGAAAGCCUAAAAGUCAUAAUCGCCUGCUUUAAAUUCGGGUGAAAACUUAUAGAAAAAACCUAUGAAAGAGAUACUGCCGAUAAACUAAUAUCCAGCUCAAUGGUUGCUGCCGCAGAACCCGGCUCAAAUUGGUCUAAAUGUGCUCUAAAUGCGCCUAAGCAAUCUCCAUUGGAUCGUUCAACUAUCUAUAAUUAUCUGCGCAAUCGGCAUAGAAGGUCAGCCCAGCGGUAUAAAAAAUCGCGAAAAGAUGGAAUCUUUCUGGAACGGUGAUUACAGGGAGAGUUCAUAUGCAAAUGCUGAUGUGGAGAGAAGAAUAAAGCGGUCUAAUUGUGAAGGUCUACUGGAUGCAGAUCCAAUUGCUCCUGGCAUGGACACUCAGGCUUCGGAUCAAAAUGUUAUGAACACCUGCCAAAUGGUUCCGAAUGUAGCUCCUCCAGCUGCUCCAGUUGCCCCUGCAUCCCCCGUUUCCCCAGUUUCGGACUUCUUCCAAUCCAACAAUUGGCAACCCCAACAAACAGAGUUGCAACCCCAGCAGCAGAUGCAACAGCAACAACAGCAGUCAUGUCCUCUCAGCAGAAUCACCCAGGGAACUCCGAAUGCGUAUUCCGAACAGGAUGAAACGGAGCAGCGGCGCCAGGAGCUGCGCAAUCUAGUCCAGCAUUUGUACGUGGCCCAGGCGAGGGUCCAACUGGAGGCCACCGAGAUCAGGAAGGCGCAAUCGGUGGCCUCGUCGGCGCAGGCGCAGCUGGAGGAGUCGGCGAACCAUGUGAGGAGCAUCACCUCCUCGCUGCACACCGCCCAGCAGGAAGUCGCGGCCUCGGCGAUUCGGGCACAGAUUGCCCAACUCCAAUUGGCUGCCCAUGAUCAACUGCUGUUCGCCGCUCGCCAGGAUGUGGAUGCUCUGUCCUCGCAAAUGGUGGGCUUGCAGGCGGCGGAAGGGAUUGUGCAACCGAAACUCACAGUGGAUCUACAUGCUCUGCUGGACAAGCUGAAGCAACCUCUGCAGCAAUAUGAUAGGCCCACCGCGGUUCCUGUUAUAGCUCCCAGUCUCCCGGGAACUUUGGCCCAUCAGCAGCAGCAGUUGCAGCAGAUGCAACAGCAACAGCAGCUGGGGCAGGGUCAAAGUCAAAGUCAAGGUCAGGGUCAAAAUCAGGUUCCUACGAAUCCUACGAAUGGAGCCGCUCCCAGCGAUUUCAUCAGUUUACCGGGGACUAAUCCUUAUGCAGAUUAAGAUAUUUAUUUCUAUGUCUAAGAAAUUUGUUUUUCUAUAU